Caenorhabditis sp. 36 PRJEB53466 is the source of this 787-nucleotide messenger RNA. NCBI's taxonomy places the organism in Eukaryota, Metazoa, Nematoda, Chromadorea, Rhabditida, Rhabditidae. The record is from the annotation of a GenBank genome assembly.
AUGAUCGAUUUCAUGAUGCAUGUCGAUGUGUUUCUCAUUUUUGCACCGCUUUGGAAAUACAAUUCGGCCGUUUCCAUGUCAUUGCACUCUCACAAUCGGUCUCUCUUCCGCAACAACUAUUUCCAUGUCUCUAGCUCUUUUUCUCGAGUUCUCUCUCCUUGUCGUCGCACAAUUCGAGGCGGCUUCAGUCGUGGCCGCUCGAGGUCGAGGCGGCCGAGGCUGCGGCUGAAAGAGGCGUCGUACCCCUCUCUGCUCCUUUCGUUGUAAGUUUUCUGACAAUCAAUUCCAACACGGACGGUUCUGUUUCAGAAGGAAGGUGAAUUGUCACCUCGGCAACCCCCAGAAGCGAGGCGAAACCACUGAGUCAGUGGCGCAACGUGUUCUCCCCAUUUUCACGACAAAUGUUGACCGUGAUUAUAUUGUAAACCUACAAGACAAACCAUGAGUGAGCCGAGUGAUGCAGUGAUCACAAUCGGUAAUCCAAAUACUUGAAAGCGCUCGAAUCCCUGUCAAACCUUCCGUUUCAGAUCGGAUUUCGCAGGCAAUGGACCAGAAGAGCGGACCGAAUCGCGUGGAUCCUUGGAACAUCUGAACGUCAGAUCCACGACCACGACCCUCAUUUCUAUUCUUCAAGGAGUUCAACGAACGGUCAUCCAAGGAGAAGCCUGUUAACUUUAAGACAGAAAAAGUAAUCGAAGAGAAUCCGUGAUGCCACCUGAAAUGAGAUCAUUUUCAGCGUUCCUGUCAUUCCCCCGCGUUUAGGGGUUCUACUCGUGCGUCCUACUAA